CUUCCGCCCAGGGGCCGACGGGCGUUGUUGUGGGUCAGCGUGGAAGCACGUGAAGAGCGCAACGUCAUCAUAAACACUCCGGCAACAUGGCGGCGCCUCCGAGCGGCAAGGUUUUAUAUGAGCAAGAUGGUGUGUUCAUUCAUCCGUCCUGUGGAAAAAAUGAUGAUCAGGACAACUUCAUAUCAGGAGUACUACGUGUCAUAGAGAAGGAAAAUGAAGUUAUAGUAGACUGGAGACCACAGGAUGAUACUUUGGAUACUUCUAAUAUCCUCUGUGCAGGAAAGGAUUCCAGCUCUGUGGUAGAGUGGACUCCAGCACCCAAAGAAAAAUCCUCCCGAGGAUCAGACCGUCCAAACAAUUAUGAAGCAGAAUGGGACAUGGUCACCACCGUCUCCUUUAAAAAGAAACCCCAUUCAAAUGGAGAUGCUACAAAUCACACAAAUGGAGAAAGCACGUGGUCAUUCCUCUUCAGUUUGACAGAUCUGAAAUCAAUCAAACAAAACAAAGAAGGCAUGGGAUGGUCUUAUUUGGUGUUCUGUCUGAAGGAUGAUGUGAAGCUUCCAGCUCUACACUUUCAUCACGGAGACAGCAAACUUUUUAUUAAAUGCCUUGAAAAUCAUGUUGUGCUGAGAGAAUCUCCACAGGAUAAACUCAUUCUUCUUGUGAACUCUCAGAAUAAGUCUCUGUCUCAAUCAUUUGAAAACCUCCUAGAUGAACCAUCAUAUGGCUUACUGCAGAAAUGGAAGAAAGAUCCAUACACGGUAACAAUGGGAAGGUUUUCCAAAGUCACAAACUAUAUUUUUGAUAGCUUCCGAUUAAGUGACCCUUCAACUCAAAGGCGACCACCCUCAGAAAUGGCAGACUUCCUCAACGAUGCUAUUCCAGGGUUGAAGAUAAAUCAGCAGGAGGAACCAGGAUUUGAAGUCAUUACACGAAUCGAUCUAGGAGAACAGCCUGAAGUUAGUAGAAGAGAGCCUGUGUCAAUUGAAGAAUGGGCUAAAAAUAUGGAUUCUGAAGGAAGAAUUUUAAAUGUAGACUACAUAAAGCAAUCAAUAUUCAAAGGGGGACUCUGCCAUACUCUAAGAAAAGAAGCAUGGAAAUUUCUUUUGGGAUAUUUUCCUUGGAAUAGCACUAAAGAAGAGAGAGCAAACUUGCAAAAAAGGAAAACGGAUGAAUAUUUCAGGAUGAAACUGCAGUGGAAGUCUGUCAGUGAGGAGCAGGAAAAACGAAAUUCAAGGUUAAGAGACUACAGGAGUCUCAUAGAGAAAGAUGUGAACAGAACAGAUAGAACAAAUAAGUUCUAUGAAGGUGAAGAUAAUCCAGGAUUGAUUUUACUUCAUGAUAUUUUGAUGACUUAUUGCAUGUAUGACUUCGACUUAGGUUAUGUCCAGGGAAUGAGCGACUUGCUUUCACCUGUCUUGUAUGUUAUGGAGAAUGAAGUAGAUGCCUUUUGGUGUUUUGUGUCAUAUAUGGAUCAAAUGCAUCAGAAUUUUGAAGAACAGAUGCAGGGUAUGAAGACACAACUAAUUCAGCUGAGUACUUUGCUUCGUUUACUAGACAGUGGAUUUUGCAGUUAUUUAGAAUCUCAAGACUCAGGCUACCUUUAUUUUUGCUUCCGAUGGCUUCUCAUCAGAUUUAAAAGGGAAUUUAGCUUUCAAGAUAUUCUUCGACUCUGGGAGGUCAUGUGGACAGAAUUGCCUUGCCAGAAUUUUCAUCUUCUCCUCUGUUGUGCUAUCUUAGAAUCUGAAAAACAGCAAAUAAUGGAAAAGCAGUAUGGCUUUAAUGAAAUAUUAAAGCAUAUCAAUGAACUGUCUAUGAAAAUUGAUGUGGAAUAUAUACUCUGCAAAGCAGAAGCAAUUUCGAUGCAGAUGAUGAAUUGCAAGGAGUUGCCUCAAGCAGUUAGUGAGAUCCUGGGGAUAGAAAGCAGUUCUGUAACACCAGAUUCAGAUACUGGGGAGGAUGAAAGUGGAGCUGUGCUGAGCUGUCCUACGUCUCACAGUAUCUCAACACCUGUAAUCGCUGCCAAUGGAACAAGAGAAAGCACUCAACAGAUGUCUGAGAUGCAGAGCUUGGCACCUGCAUAAUUACAACUGAUUAAAUUGAAGAAGGACUUUACUGAGCACGUUGUCUCUGAGCACUUGAGAGAUGGAUAUUUAAAUUUGGUGUUGAUUAAGCUUUAAGGUUGGAAAGAAAAUCUGUACUGUAAUGCUCUUGCAUUAAAGCUUUACAACAUGACUCAA
Phasianus colchicus (ring-necked pheasant) is the source of this 2240-nucleotide messenger RNA. RefSeq names its product TBC1 domain family member 15 (gene TBC1D15). Gene Ontology annotation, molecular function: GTPase activator activity. Gene Ontology annotation, biological process: activation of GTPase activity. Lineage: Eukaryota; Metazoa; Chordata; Aves; Galliformes; Phasianidae. The record is from RefSeq and is a predicted model, not a curated record.